Molecule: messenger RNA, 638 nt
Organism: Theobroma umbraticum
Lineage: Eukaryota; Viridiplantae; Streptophyta; Magnoliopsida; Malvales; Malvaceae
Source: RefSeq, a predicted model, not a curated record
GUGAAAGCACAUUGAGUUGGCGCCAAAGAUGAAGAGAAUACAAGUUGUAGCCUAUCUGAUCAUUGCAUUUUUCCUUGUUACAGCUUCUCAAUCUCAGUUUUCUAUAGCCAUAAGGAUUCAAGCCAUGGGAACAGUUGAUGAGGAUACGAAGAUCAGAACUGCUAAACCUAAACCAAAUUCUGGCAACAGGUUCUUGUUAUCUACUUGGAAGGAACCUGAAACACAGUUCAAUGAUAACAUGCGUAAGGUUCCAUCUUCCCCAAACCCAAUCGGAAACCGGCAUCCACCAUCCAAGCCAUGAAAGGAAAGAAAAAGGAUGGAGCUGUGAUAUUGUUUUCUCCUGUUGUUGAGGUUAAUCAAAAGUUUUGCAUCUGUAAUAUUUCUCAGUGCUUCCUAUAAUUUGUAGAAGGGCUUCAUUAUAGGUAAUUCAGCACAGUGAUUACUGUCCUUUUCUCUCUGCUAAAUCCUACUACAUAAUCAGAGAGAAUCCCAGCAUAUUGUUUUAAGUACUUUUUGGAAAUUCUGUGUGGAUCUUUUUUCCCCACCUAGGUGUCUAAAUAUGGGGGGUCAAUAUGCUUAAUUGGUUUGGAAAAACUUUAUUCAGAUAUCAGGCAAGAUGAACUUUCUCUUGCCAUGUU